Messenger RNA from Lates calcarifer (barramundi perch), 1458 nucleotides. Its product is annotated as noggin-like. The transcript has a single exon. Lineage: Eukaryota; Metazoa; Chordata; Actinopteri; Centropomidae. The record is from RefSeq and is a predicted model, not a curated record. Bases 400 to 1068 code for a protein of 222 amino acids. Gene Ontology annotation, biological process: dorsal/ventral pattern formation; negative regulation of BMP signaling pathway; osteoblast differentiation.
UGGAAGAAGGAGGUAUUGGGGGAUCUCCUCCUAGACAACAAACCCACAUUCAAAGAGGGGCACACGAAUUACAUCACGCUCCGUGCGGAGGAUAUAACGGAGGUCGCGGGUUACGCUCGGCGCUUUUCUGCAGAGGAGACAACAGGGGCAUCAUGCCGAGCCCGCGCGCACGGAGCCCGAGGACACACCAGAGCUUUGUCACACAGUUUCUUACUAAAACUAAGUUCCCUUGAUGCUGCUGUCUUCAUUUCUCUGACGGAUUUUCAUCAUGGGAGUUUGCGAAUUUUAAAGCACACUCAACACGCGGGUUUGGAUACGGCUCACGCGUAAUUGCGCACAACAAAGUGGCCCGUUGAGCAGCUCCCUGUGCGCACUGAACCCACCGCCGGACCGUCUGACAUGGAUCAGUCUCAGCAGUGCGUGGCCAUGUAUCUCCUGGUCCUGUCGCUCGGACUUCUAAUGGACAGGGGACUUUGUCAGCACUACUACCUUCUCCGCCCCAUCCCGAGCGACAGUCUGCCGCUUGUGGAAUUAAAAGAGGACCCCGAUCCCGUGUUCGACCCCAGGGAGAGGGACCUUAACGAGACCGAGCUGAAGAGCGUCCUGGGAGACUUUGACAGCCGCUUUUUGUCCGUUUUACCGCCCAUGGAGGACAAAUACACCGGGAACGAUGAACUCGAUGACUUUGAGAUCCAGAAGCCCGGCGGAGUUCUGCCGAAGGAAAUUAGAGCGAUGGACUUCGACGUCCAGUUCGGCAAGAAGCACAAGCCCAGUAAGAAACUGAAGCGGCGGCUGCAGCAGUGGCUGUGGGCGUACUCUUUCUGUCCGGUGGUGUACACCUGGACCGACCUGGGGAACAGGUUCUGGCCGCGGUUCGUCCGGGUGGGCAGCUGCCUCAGCAAACGGUCGUGUUCGGUUCCGGAGGGGAUGGUGUGUAAACCUGCGAACUCGACUCACCUGACCAUACUGAGAUGGAGGUGCGUGCAGAGGAAAGGGGGACUCAAAUGCGCGUGGAUACCUGUGCAGUAUCCGAUCAUCACAGACUGCAAAUGCUCCUGUUCCAGCUGAGUCUCUGCAGCAGAAAGAAAUUAUAAGCUCAACAUUUUUUGUGAUUCUUCUCUCACAUGCACUACCGAGUGUAGGAAUGUAUUUUCUGUAUAUGCGGUGCCAUGCAGUUAUAUAUAACUCCCUGUACAAAGUCAGUAUUAUUUGUAACCAGAGUCUACUUUAUUUGUGGAGAGUAUUGGUUAUAUAUUUUGUAUUUAUGGAGAUAUGGCGCAUAGAGCCACGUAAGGACUCGCUGUUUUCCAUAUUUGGAUGAAGCAGAUCGACCUCAGAGUUAAACGUGGAUUAUUGAUCCAGCCGUCAAUCAGUGACUUGUUUUAUCCUGUAAAUUAAGGAAAUUUGCUAUUUAUUCUUUAUAUUCGUACAAUAAAACGACACUGAAAUCAUUGUAAA